Messenger RNA from Sciurus carolinensis (gray squirrel), 2573 nucleotides. RefSeq names its product chondroitin sulfate N-acetylgalactosaminyltransferase 1 (gene Csgalnact1). The coding region runs from base 851 to 2455 and encodes 534 amino acids. Gene Ontology annotation, molecular function: glucuronosyl-N-acetylgalactosaminyl-proteoglycan 4-beta-N-acetylgalactosaminyltransferase activity. Gene Ontology annotation, cellular component: Golgi cisterna membrane. The record is from RefSeq and is a predicted model, not a curated record. NCBI's taxonomy places the organism in Eukaryota, Metazoa, Chordata, Mammalia, Rodentia, Sciuridae. The transcript has 11 exons.
UGCCAGCGCGCGGGCUCGCGGGCCCGGCCCGCUCCCACCCGGCGGCGGGCGCGGGGGCUUGGCCGCGGUUCAGCCCGCCCGCCGGAGCCGCCGCCGCCGCCGCCACUCCCCGCCCCCCGGGUCCCUGGAGGCUCCGCGGCUGCCGAGCGGGAGGUGGAGCCGAGCCCGCGGCCGCCGCGCAGGAGGGAAAGUUCGGCGGCGGCGGGCGCAGCGGGAACCGGGCCGGGCAGCCCGGAGGGCGCCUCGGGGUGAAUGUAUCGUCCAUGCUGAUAGCCGAGGAGACGAUGCUCUACAAGGUUAAGGAUCUUGCACAGUGGCGGCGCUGAACGCGGUCCUUGCAGAGGGGGGCAGCACUUCCACUCCAGACCCCAGCCUGGGACCCGAGCGCGACUCCAGCGCGGUCACAGACCCGCGGCAGAUGUGCGAGUCGGGAGCACAGUCUGGCGGCUGUGCGCGGCUCUUUCUGGCAAGGCUGUUUUUGCAUUUCAAGGAGAGACAGCUAAGUGAUUUUUACCCAGGGGAGGAAUAAUGUAGAUCCUAACCUUUUCUUAAACUUCCAGGUCCCCGCUUCUCAGAGGUGCGUCAGGAAGAUUACGAUGGGAAUGAACUUGGAGGAUCCCGUUAAUGCAUCGCUGCUGCCUGGAAGAACUGCCGUUAGAAGUAGGAGAGCUGGCUCCUGUGGCUGUUGACUCCAAGAAGCAGGUCACAUUCUCAAAGGAAAUGGAUGAAAGCGGAGCAGGGAGUCCCAGCCGCGUGCUUGCUGGGGUGUAGUCCGGGAAACCCUGCCAAGGGGCCCCCGACGCUCUGGGAUGCCGCGCAUGCUGGACGCAUGGCCUUCCCCUGAGUGACGAUGGUCCGCCGCGGGCUGCUGGGGUGGAUUUCUCGGGUGGUGGUUCUGCUUGUGCUGCUCUGCUGCGCCAUCUCCGUCCUCUACAUGUUGGCCUGCACCCCCAAAGGCGACGAGGAGCAGCUGGGGCUGCCCAGGGCCAACGGACCCACCGGGAAAGAGGGCUACCAGGCGGUGCUUCAGGAGCGCGAGGAGCAGCACCGCAACUACGUGAGCAGCCUCAAGCGACAGAUCGCGCAGCUCAAGGACGAGCUGCAGGGGCGCAGCGAGCAGCUCCGGAGCGGGCAGGACCAGGCCAGCGACCCUGCAGGCCUGCGCCCCGGUCCUGGACCCGGACCUGCUCCCGCGCAUAAAGCCCAGGCUGACCUGCUGGCUUUCCUGCGCGCUCAGGUGGACAAGGCCGAGGUGCACAGCGGCGUCAAGCUGGCCACCGAGUACGCAGCGGUGCCUUUCGACAGCUUCACCCUCCAAAAAGUAUACCAGCUGGAGACUGGCCUGACCCGCCACCCCGAGGAGAAGCCGGUGAGGAAAGACAAGCGCGACGAAUUGGUGGAAGCCAUUGAGUCGGCCUUGGAGAGCCUGAACAGCCCUGGGGAGAGCAGCCCAAAUCAGCGUCCCUACACAGCCUCGGAUUUCAUAGAAGGGAUCUACCGGACAGAAAAAGACAAAGGCACUCUGUACGAGCUCACCUUCCGAGGGGACAGCAAACAUGAGUUCCGACGCCUGGUCUUGUUCCGGCCCUUUGGUCCCAUCAUCAAAGUGAAAAAAGAGAAACUCAACAUGGCCAACACGCUUAUCAACGUUAUCGUGCCGCUAGCCAGAAGGGUGGACAAGUUCCGGCAGUUCAUGCAGAACUUCAGAGAGAUGUGCAUCCAGCAGGAUGGGAGAAUUCAUCUCACUGUUGUUUAUUUUGGGAAAGAAGAAAUGAAUGAAGUCAAAGGAAUACUUGAAAACACUUCCAAAGCUGCCAACUUCAGGAACUUCACCUUCAUCCAGCUGAAUGGAGAGUUUUCCCGGGGAAAGGGACUGGAUGUGGGAGCCCGCUUCUGGAAGGGAAGCAACGUCCUUCUGUUUUUCUGUGACGUGGACAUCUACUUCACCUCUGAAUUCCUCAAUACCUGCAGGCUGAAUACACAGCCAGGGAAGAAGGUGUUUUAUCCAGUCCUUUUCAGCCAGUACAAUCCUGGCAUAAUCUACGGCCAUCACGAUGCGAUCCCUCCCCUGGAACAGCAGCUGGUCAUAAAGAAGGAAACUGGAUUUUGGAGAGACUUCGGAUUUGGGAUGACUUGUCAGUAUCGGUCAGACUUCAUCAACAUAGGUGGGUUUGACUUGGACAUCAAAGGCUGGGGCGGAGAGGACGUGCACCUGUACCGGAAGUAUCUCCACAGCAACCUCAUAGUGGUGCGGACACCCGUGCGAGGACUCUUUCACCUCUGGCAUGAGAAGCGCUGUGUGGACGAGCUGACGCCCGAGCAGUACAAGAUGUGCAUGCAGUCCAAGGCCAUGAAUGAGGCAUCCCACGGGCAGCUGGGGAUGCUGGUCUUCCGGCACGAGAUAGAGGCCCACCUUCGCAAGCAGAAACAGAGGACAAGCAGCAAAAAGACAUGAACUCCAGGGAUGGAUUGUGGGAGACAUUUUCUUUUCUCCUUCUGCAAUUCCCCAAAGAGUGUCUGCAACAAGGAAGAGACUUCCAUAAAGGGUGAAAAAAAAAAAAAAAAAAAAAGAA